Ilyonectria robusta is the source of this 785-nucleotide messenger RNA. RefSeq lists its product as uncharacterized. Lineage: Eukaryota; Fungi; Ascomycota; Sordariomycetes; Hypocreales; Nectriaceae. The coding region runs from base 60 to 566 and encodes 168 amino acids. The transcript has a single exon. The record is from RefSeq and is a predicted model, not a curated record.
UUUCAAUACAAUAUUGGCUCCCGUCACACAACAGUGUUGACGCCUGGUUACCAAUUAUCAUGGCCUACUCUCUCUACGAUGCAACUGUCGUCAUGGCAAAAGGCGCUCUGAUUUCCCUUAACAAAAUGCUCACUGAGGCCGAGAAGCACCCCAACUCGGCCACUUUCUUCACCGCACGCCUCAUCGACGAUAUGAAGCCUCUUACCUUCCAAGUUCAUUACGCCGCCUUCCAGUCACAGGCGCUGGCAGCAAAACUAUCCGGUCAAGAGCACGCCGAGCCAGAGGAGGAUCUUGAUACCUAUGAGAAGAUGCGAGCGCGCAUCCAGCAGGCUCUUGAUGCUCUCGACGGAACGGACAAGGAUACGGUCAAUAAGCUUGGCGAGACAACGACUUCAUUCACUCGUCGUGAGGAGGCCAUGGAGGUACCUGUCAAGGCACUCGUUGGACUGUUAAAUAUGCCCAAUAUUUAUUUCCAUGUCUCUAUGGCUUACGCAAUCUUGAGGAAGGAAGGCGUGCCACUAGGGAAAAGAGACUGGAGCCGGGGCUUUGUCAGGGAUUAUGUUUGAGCCAGAUCUUGUAUCAAGGAUAUCACAACCGUGUUGGAGAGUCGCCAUGCUUGAAAUCCGAGAUGUGAAUGUUCUUAAUAACUCAUGUACAGCAGCAUGAGGAGUAGAGGAGCCAUAUGAGACCUUGCCACCUCAUUCGGAGACAAUUUGGGGUGUCCCCUGACGCGACUUGAGGUAACUCGUUCCUAUGGUAGGUCUAAAUGCGGCAGUUUAAUUAAG